Molecule: messenger RNA, 1131 nt
Organism: Xiphophorus couchianus (Monterrey platyfish)
Lineage: Eukaryota; Metazoa; Chordata; Actinopteri; Cyprinodontiformes; Poeciliidae
Product: actin-related protein 2/3 complex subunit 5-like
Exons: 4
Coding region: 146-598 (150 amino acids)
Biological process (GO): Arp2/3 complex-mediated actin nucleation; regulation of actin filament polymerization
Cellular component (GO): actin cytoskeleton; Arp2/3 protein complex
Source: RefSeq, a predicted model, not a curated record
GAAGAAGACAAACAAGGCGGAAGUGUUCUGAUGAGGAAGUAGUGUUUUGUACAUCAGAAACUGUUUGGGUCCUCUUUGGCCAGAAAGGGUAUUUUUUUUCCUUCCCUAACAUUAUAUUUGCGCUGCUGCCUCCGUUUCAUCCAGAAUGUCUAAGAACACCGUUUCUGACCGCUUCAGGAAAGUAGAUGUAGAUGAAUACGACGAAAACAAGUUUGUGGACGAGGAGGACGGCGGCGAGAACCAAGGAGGUCCAGACGAAGCAGAAGUGGACUCCCUUCUUAGACAAGGGAACAUGACUGGAGCUCUCCAUGCUGUACUGAAGAACCCUCCAAUCAAUACCAAGAACCAGAAUGCUAAGGAACGAGCGGAGUUGCUGGUGGUCAAAGUUCUUAGCAGUUUUAAGAGUAGUGACAUAGAAAAAGCUGUGGGCUCACUGGACAAAGCAGGAGUAGACCUGCUGAUGAAAUACAUCUACAGAGGCUUUGAGAAACCAUCUGACAACAGUAGCGCUGUCCUGCUGCAGUGGCAUGAAAAGGCUCUGGCAGUGGGGGGGGUUGGCUCCAUCGUCCGAGUCCUGACUGCAAGGAAGACUGUCUGAUCCCCAUAAUCUGCAGUGUUUGUCCAAGUCAUCAGGGCUGGUGUCCUUUUAAGAAACUGGAGCUGUGUGUCUUUCUGAUGCAUCACUUUGCUUUUUAUCUGUUUUCACUCUUCGAUUCAGAAGGUGCUGGCACCUCAAACUGUACUCUGCCAGCAGUACAGAAUUUCACUUUUCUUAAACACAAAACGGCACCUUGCUCUGUCAUCUGAUCAGCUACAUCACUGAGUCAUUCUAACUCACCCCCAGCUAUUCCUGUCCUCAACUCUACUCUUCUGUGGGUCUGACUCUUUAAGAUGAGAGGAAUGGAAAAGGUGGACGGAUUCUCAUUGACACCUUUCCCCUGCCUUUUGCCCAGUGCAUGCUGGGACUGAACUUCAUUUUACCUCAGAUUAGAAUGUUUGAGGUAAACUUUGAACAACUUUCAGUCCUUUAUAUUCUACUUCUCUCUUCACAAAAACCACUUCCAUGUGGCACUAUUGUGUAAAUGCUUUUUUAUAUUUGUAAUAAACAAAAUAAAGAGCUACAUUUGAAUA